AUGUCCUCAAAAAAAAAACCAGAUGAACCUUCUUGUGAACAAGAAUUCAAAAAACUGUUUAAAAGAGCAAUUAAGGCUUAUGAAAGUCAAGAGUUCAAAACAUCUUACAACUCUUUUCAAUCUGUCGCCUUUGGACCUAAAAUAGAAAAUACAGUAUUAGCAUUUGAUGCUAAAUAUUUUUUGGCAAUCCAUUUGAUGUUUGGGUUGGGAGUUAGUCAAAAUCCAAAUGCUGCACUUAGACUUUUUAACGAAGUUUCCAAAAGUAAUUCUAAAUACAAAAACGAAGCCAAGGAACGCUUUGAUGUUUGGGUUGGGA
This is a messenger RNA of Racocetra persica, 316 nucleotides long. The record is from the annotation of a GenBank genome assembly. NCBI's taxonomy places the organism in Eukaryota, Fungi, Glomeromycota, Glomeromycetes, Diversisporales, Gigasporaceae.